This is a messenger RNA of Drosophila takahashii, 3606 nucleotides long. It is a transcript of the gene Nin, whose product is annotated as blastoderm-specific gene 25D. NCBI's taxonomy places the organism in Eukaryota, Metazoa, Arthropoda, Insecta, Diptera, Drosophilidae. Gene Ontology annotation, molecular function: calcium ion binding. The record is from RefSeq and is a predicted model, not a curated record. Gene Ontology annotation, cellular component: centrosome. Gene Ontology annotation, biological process: microtubule anchoring at centrosome.
GAGGGCGCCACCGUACAAUAUUACUGCAUUAUUGUUUUUUAUCAGAAAUUACGCUAUUCCUAAUCCCCAAAAAAACCGCAAACGCGCGAGUGUUUAUGUUUCGUCUCCAAGUGCAUAUCAUAGAUUAGUAGUGUUAGUAACCCCGCAGCGCCCUGCUCUCCAAAAAUACACGCGUAAUUCCCCCCACCCACGCACUCCCAGUUUUUUUUGUUUUCGACCCCUGACUGCGUUUGUGGAUUUUCCCCAAAAAAAAAACGAAGAAAAAUUUUGGGCACCCUAUCGAUUUCACCGGCCGCAAACUGAAUUCCCCAGGAUAAUAGCACGGAUAAUGGAGGUUUCCGCCGAUCCCUACGAGCAGAAGCUCUAUCAAAUGUUCCGGAGCUGCGAGAAGAAUGGAAAUGGCCUGCUGGACGAGAAGUCGCUGCUGAAAUUGUGCUCCCUGUUGGAACUCCGGGAUCAGGGAUCCGCACUGAUCACCAGUUUGGGCGGCAGUCACCAGGUGGGCGUGUCCUUUGGCCAAUUUAAGGAGGCGCUACUCAAUUUCCUGGGAUCCGAAUUCGAUGGUACGACGUCAUCGGGCUUUAUGGAGCGUUCGCUGGUGAUCACAGAUGAGCCUUUGACCAGCACAUAUAUCGAGAGUCCUCCGGAGUCUUCCGAUCGCGAAGUUUCACCCAAACUCAUAGUGGGCACCAAGAAGUACGGACGCCGCUCCAGGCCGCAUCAGGGAAUCUACGAGUUGUCCGUCACGGAUUCGGAUAAUACGGACGAGGAUCAGCUGCAGCAGCAGCAGAAGCAGCGGAGUCUCAACGGCUGCGAUGAGCUGGGAGUUCAGGUCCAACGUUCCUCCUCCCAGAGCGAUCUUCCCGGCAGCCGACGGCUGCGUUCCGUUCACACCAGCGGUAGCAAGCUGAAGAGAUGUGCUUCGCUGCCGGCACGCCGGAUUAUUCAGUCCAAAAUGCACAACACCUCCACGGGGGCGAAUACUUCACCGACGGCCGCGGCCAAGUUGAAGCAGCUUUCCACCCAGAGUCAGACGCAGCACAGUAGCAGCGUGGAAUCACUGGACACGGUGACGCCGCAGCAGCUGGAGACGAUCUCGGUGCACAGCAUCAUCGAGGCCUGGGAGCUGGCCAGCAUUGUGAACAGUCGCACUUUGCUCCAUGUGCUCGGUUUCGAUGAGGAGGAGGAGGUGAAUCUGCAGCAGCUGACCAAGGCGCUGGAGGAGGAGCUGCGCGGUCUGGAUGGCGAUCAGGAGCAGUCGAAUAUGCUGCGUGCUUUGGCCGCUCUGCAAACCACCGAGUUGGCCAACUACCGACUGGCCUUCCGGCAGCAGCACGAGGAGAACCUCAAGCUGAGGGCAGAUAAUAAGGCGGCCAACCAAAGGGUUGCCUUGUUGGCCGUAGAAGUGGAUGAGCGGCAUGCCUCGCUGGAGGACAGCUCCAAGCAGCAGGUGGCGCAGCUGGAGCAGCGACAUGCCAGCAUGGUGAGGGAACUCACGCUGCGAAUGAGCAAUGAUCGCGAUCAUUGGACCAGCAUGACGGGCAAGCUGGAGGCGCAGCUGAAGGCCUUUGAGCAGGAGGAGAUUCGUCUCAAAACGGAGCUCGAACUGCUGCGCGCGGAGAACGCGGAACUGGAAACGGAGCAGCAAAAGGCGCACGUACAACUCACCGAGCUGCUCGAGCAGAACAUUAAGCUUAAUGAGGAACUGGCCCACAGGCCGAGCAUCGCUGGCACUCCCGAGCACAGUCCAUUGCGUCCGCGCAGGCACAGCGAGGACAAGGAGGAAGAGAUGCUGCAGCUGAUGGAGAAGCUGGCUGCUUUGCAAAUGGAGAACGCCCAGCUGCGUGACAAGACUGACGAACUGACCAUCGAAAUCGAGAGCUUAAAUGUGGAGCUAAUCCGUUCGAAAACCAAAGGGAAGAAGGAGGAACAGGAGGCGGCUGCCACGGCCACCAAAAGGCGCGGAGAUUCCCCUAGCAAAACACAUCUUACAGAGGAAAGUCCGCGCCUGGGAAAGCAGCGCAAGUGCACCGAAGACGGCGAGCAGAGCGGCGAUUGGUUGGCUUUGAACUCUGAGCUGCAGAGGAGUCAAAGCCAAGAUGAGGAGCUAAACAAUCUCAGGCAAAGGGUGACCGAAUUGGAGACCGAACUAAAGGCCGCCAAGGAGGGCAGAUCUCUCACCCCCGAAAGCCGCUCCAAAGAACUCGAAGCCAGCCUCGAGCAAAUGCAGCGCGCCUAUGAGGAUUGCGAGGACUACUGGCAAACGAAACUCAGCGACGAGCGGCAGAUGUUCGAGAAGGAGCGACAGAUCUACGAGGAUGAGCAGCACGAGAGCGACAAGAAGUUCACCGAGCUGAUGGAGAAGGUGCGCGAGUACGAGGAGCAGUUCAGCAAGGAUGGCCGCCUGUCGCCCAUCGAUGAGCGGGAUAUGCUAGAGCAGCAGUAUGUGGAAUUGGAGGCAGAGGCGGCCCAACUGCGCACGAGUUCCGUGCAAAUGCUCGAGGAGAAGAGCCAAGAGAUUAGCUCCCUGCAGUCGGAGAUUGAGGAUCUGCGACAGCGGCUGGGCGAAAGCGUGGAGAUUCUCACGGGUGCCUGUGAACUCACCUCCGAAUCGGUGGCCCAAUUAAGUGCCGAGGCGGGCAAAAGUCCAGCCAGUUCGCCCAUCAGCUACUUGUGGCUGCAGAGCACCAUUCAGGAGCCUGCCAAAUCCCUAGCCGAUCGAGAUGAGGCCACCGCCAGUGCCAUCGAACUGCUGGGAGGCUCGCCAUCGCACAAGACAGCCAGUCGCAAUAACCUCACCACUUCGGAGACAUCCAUCUUCAGCACCACACCCUUUGAGAGCUCCCAAUCGAAUCCUUCGCCCACGAACAGUGGUACCACCAAUGUCGGUCCAGCGCCCAUCAGCAAACCCAAGCGGGCCCAGAGUCCUCAGCAGGUUCAAUCGGAGGGAGAGAUUGCCGAUUGUGAGACCUCGUCGACGGCGUCCAACAAGAGCUUCGAAUCCACCAGCAAAACAUCUUGCCUUAGCCACGAAAAGUGCAGCAGUCCGUCGGCCCUGAAGGAGGAACUGAAACGACUCAAGUUCUUUGAGCUUUCCCUCAAGGAGCAGAUCAAGGAUUUGAGCCUUCAACGCGACGGUUUGGUAAUGGAACUGCAGCAGUUGCAGGAGGCACGACCCGUGCUCGAAAAGGCCUAUGCGCGAACAACGCAUCCAACGCUUCAGCAGCGACUGAACCAAUUGGAGCUGCGGAAUCGCCAUCUGCAGAAUGUCAUCAAGCAGCAGCAGCAGUACACCGAGUCCCUGAUGCAGCAAUCCUGGCGGCAGCAUCAAGUGGAGCUCAAUGAACUGCAUAGCCGCAUUGAAACCCAGGGAGUUAUGCUGGCCGAUCAAACACAGCGCCUGCAGAGUGCCGACAUCCUGGUGAAGGAUCUCUAUGUGGAGAACUCUCAUCUGACGGCCACUGUGCAGCGUUUGGAGCAGCAGCGGGCCAGGGUGAACCUUAUCCAUCAGCAGCAGCAACAGCAGCGACUUGUGGGCGGCGGACUGCCCGGCAUGCCUUAGUUUGCCAAUCCUGUUUUGGCAAACGGAUAUAGUUUAUAGUUAAA